Molecule: messenger RNA, 543 nt
Organism: Adineta ricciae
Lineage: Eukaryota; Metazoa; Rotifera; Eurotatoria; Adinetida; Adinetidae
Source: the annotation of a GenBank genome assembly
AUGUGUGAAGUUUUAUCAGCAAUCUGUACAUCUCCCAUCGGUCGAUUAACAAUAUCCUAUUGUCUCCAAGGUCUUCAUUCGAUUUCGCAAAUCUCGACAAUCAACGAUCGAUCAUUUCUACCACAUGCUAAUCAAUCGAUUGAAUACGAACUACCAUGUGAUAUAGACGAUCCAAUUCUCGACUCCUGCCGCGAAUGGCUUGACGAUUAUUUUCAUGCUGGUGUCCAUCCUAUAAAAACGCCAAAGCUUUGUCCAACUGUGAUUAUGAAAGGAAAUUCAUUUCAAGAAAAUGUUUGGUAUACACUUUUAAAACGUGUUCCCUUCGGUCAUGUGAUUACCUACGGUGAAUUAGCGAAAUUGGCUGGAAAUACAGGAGCUGCGCGUGCUGUUGGUACAGCCAUGCGUCGUAAUCCUUUUCAGCUGAUUGUUCCAUGUCAUCGAGUGAUUUGCUCGAAUGGCAAGAAAGGAAAUUAUGCAGGAGGUGAACGAAACAGUGUCAAAGUUUGGCUAUUGAAACAUGAACAAAUCGAAAAUUGUAAAUAA